AUGAACAGCAUCUUCCAAGGCGAUCCAGUCCUCCUACGUCCCCGGGCUGCGACACAUCCAAGUGUACAUCUCGUCUUGCUCCCUCUUCUUCCAACCGCUCCUCAGCGCGCUCCAAUCCCAUCAGAACUAUGGGGUAGGAUAUUAAGAAACACCAUAUCCUCGAGGUCAGACACCAAAUCACAGGAUGAACAAUCUGCGCUGCUCAAACUCGUUCUAGUUUGCAAGGCGUUCAAGGAUGUCGUCCUGCCGUUGCUUUAUACGAAGCCAUAUAUACCAUCUUUCGAUAAAUUUGUCCAAUUCUGCGACAAGCUCAUCGAUUCAGAUCGCAAAUGGGACAAUCUGCGUCGUAUACGAUACUCGACUCCCGGGAGAUGGGUCGAAUCACUCGAUCUAUCGCACCUCUCCCAUCUGACGGGGGGUCAGCAUCUUAAGUUUGACAAGCUCGUUGCACAAUUAUUCCCUAUCCUUCCCUUUCUUCGACGCCUAACCCUUGAUCACACUGCCCCUCUCUCAAGGGGUGCCAUGCACACCCUCGCCGACUCCGACGCCGCGCUCUCACUCACGAUCCUGCGUGGUGUGCAUAUUCCAUCUACCCAACGUGCAUCGUAUCUACAAACCGAAUCCUUGGUUCAACUCCUUCGCUCCUGUGUCAAUCUCGAGCAGCUCGAGCUGCGUGGAGAGGGGCUAGAUGGAGAUGGCGACAUGCACGACCCAGACGCCAUCUACGCUCCGGCAAACUUUGACCUACCGAACCUUACACUGCUCUCGGUUGUGCAUGUACCCUUUUCUCCAAUCAUCCAAGCACUUGCACGAGCCGAGUUGGCAUCAUUAUGUGCUAUGACUAUCACGUUGUACGCAGACUACGCCAAAACUUCUGACGCGAGCAAGCUUCUCGAUGCACAUGCCACCAAACUGACGACCCUCACAUUUUCCCCGUGUGAAGCAUGGCCGUCAACCACCACACAUACACCAGAGGACAUACUCGACAUGUGCCCGCGUCUACGGUAUCUCUCGCUGGCAAUCAUCCCCAAUAGCCUUUCUCGCCCGACCGUCCCUAGUCCACUUGCGAUCCUUUGCAUCCCACGGCCAACAAUAGAGUUUUUGAAUCGGAUCGUGGAGCCGCUGAUGCCCUCGUUGCGCGAAGUGCGAAUACGAGAGGUGCGGUAUCUGAGCAAGGCCAUGGGGAUGGGCGCGGCAAAGGCCGGAAGCAGUGCAAUCAUCCUUGAAUGGAGGAGAAGACUCUCAAGAAGGGGAGUAAUCGUUCUCGAUGCCGUAGGGAGGAGUGGGCCAUAA
Molecule: messenger RNA, 1293 nt
Organism: Serendipita indica DSM 11827
Lineage: Eukaryota; Fungi; Basidiomycota; Agaricomycetes; Sebacinales; Serendipitaceae
Source: the annotation of a GenBank genome assembly